GCUACUCGUCCCGAUGCCAAUGUUUCUUUCUUCUUCGUGAAAUCUAGAGCUUAUCAGAUGGGCCUGACACUGGACCGCAGCAUGGGCCCAUCAAUGGAAUGGAUAACAAAAGCUAGAGGGACGGAAGAAGUGGUGAAAAGUAGGGAGAAUCAGAUGUUGGUGCGCUUACCAGUAGCAGCUGCAAGCACCGUCUCUGUCUUUCUCCGCCGGCGAAUCCCCGCCGCUUGUCUGCUAUCCACGAUGACUUCGGAUUCCUUUGGUGCCGCCUUCACGACCAUCAAAGAAAUCGUAUCCUUAGAGAAAGAGAUUAAAAAGAGCAAAUUCAUCGCAAUCGCCGGUCCUAUCUCCAGUGACCAAUCGGCUCAACAGUUCCUCUCUCAGGUCAGAGAUCCUCGCGCUACGCACAACUGCUGGGCUUACAAGGUUGGUGAUCAACAUCGAUCUAAUGAUGAUGGUGAGCCAUCUGGCACAGCAGGAAAGCCGAUGCUGUCUGCAAUUUGUUCAUCUGGAUUAGACAGAGUUAUGGUUGUUGUCAUUAGGUAUUUUGGGGGCAUCAAACUCGGAACCGGAGGUCUUGUUAGAGCAUAUGGUGGUGUUACCUCUGAUUGCUUGAAAACUGCUUCGACUUGCCUUGUCAAAUCUAAGGUUCAAAUGGGAGUCGAGGUGACAUUUGAUCUUUUAGGUGUUGUUUACAAUCAGCUGCAGGCAUGCCAGGCUGAAGAUAUCAAGGAAGACUAUGAUACUGGUAAAGAUGGUACCACCAUGGUUUCCUUCAAGGUUGAUUUUGACCAGGUUGAUAAAUUAGAGGAUGCUAUCAAAUCUAACUGCAAACGAGACCUUGUCUCUUUCAAAAACCUAGCAAAUGGUAGCCAACUCUGUUAAAACAUUAUCCAGUAAUUGUUACAGGAAAAAAGUAAAGCUAUUUCUUUUGGUUUGUUCUUAGCAACUUAAUGAAGAAUGCCUCGUCCAAGAUUAUGACCCUGCUUCAACCAUAUGUUACGUUAUGUAUAUUGAUGGCCUACUACAGGACCGGCUUAAGGGCCCUGUGCUAUAUUUUCAAGGAAGAAUUUGUGAGAUUUAUGUUUGGAGAAGAAAUGAAAUGUAUGUCAGUGAUUUUGACAUGAUUAGGAAACUAACAAUUAUGUAUAAGGUUAGUCGGUUUUAACCUUCUUUUAUACAAGUAGUAGGUGAAGG
This is a messenger RNA of Eruca vesicaria subsp. sativa (arugula), 1194 nucleotides long. The record is from the annotation of a GenBank genome assembly. NCBI's taxonomy places the organism in Eukaryota, Viridiplantae, Streptophyta, Magnoliopsida, Brassicales, Brassicaceae.